Molecule: messenger RNA, 2465 nt
Organism: Planococcus citri (citrus mealybug)
Lineage: Eukaryota; Metazoa; Arthropoda; Insecta; Hemiptera; Pseudococcidae
Product: carboxylic ester hydrolase-like
Exons: 10
Coding region: 684-2318 (544 amino acids)
Source: RefSeq, a predicted model, not a curated record
UCAAUCGCUGGUUUCUCUCCCCCUUCGAGUUGUGUAAUAGUUAUCACAAAUUUCCAUAUACUUAAUGAUGGGUAGCUGAAAUCUAUCUGAUUUAUUUCAUUUACUAGUUUGCUUUUGGUAAUAAUUUCAGUAUAAAAAGAUAUUGUAAAUGAUAUUUUUCUGAUUUUUUUGGUGAUUUCAUACGCUUGCAGUGGGUAUGUAUAUUAUUUCUUAUACUUAAUACCAUAAUUAUAAUCAUAAUAUAGGCAUAGGCUUAUUCGAACUGACCCUUUUCGAUCUGAAUGAAAUCCAGCUAGAUUCAAAAAGCAUGCCCUAAAACCCUCAUUGGUAAGCGCUAAAGUUUACUUCUGAAUUUUGGCAACUUUUUUAAAAAACGGGUUAUUUUUUAUGAAAUAUUUUUUUCUUUGAACAAAGUGUACUGGUUCGAAGGAAAAUCGCCAAUUUUAGGUCAUGCAGCCUCAUUAGCUGUGCUUAUUGGUUAUGAAUCGGUUCAGUUCAAAAAUGAAUUUUCGUGAGCUGUAUCACUCAAUAACAUAUUUUUAAGCAACAUGGGUAAUCUAAUACAAGUAUUUACUAGGUAAAUACACAAGAAUUUCAUCUAAAAUGAUUGGUUUCAAGUAGGUAUUACGAACAGCAUUUGCAAAUUUAGUACAAUUUCCUAAACAUUGAAGAUCAAGUGAAAAAUGUACAAAGGUUUGUGUGUUUUCUUACUAACGCUUGUCGCCGAAAUAAAUGGCGGUUUGUUUGAGUUACAAUAUGGAAUGAUCAAUGGAACUGUUGGAAAGUCGAAGAAUGGACGCUUGUAUCAGGAGUUUUACGCUAUACCGUAUGCAGAACCACCAAUUGGAGAGCUUCGAUUCAAGGCGCCAGUUGCUGUUAAGCCAUGGUCCGGUGUCAAGAAUGCAUCUUACCCUCCUCCAUUUUGUGUCCAACCUCUUCUUUCAAAUGAGGAAACCAAAGUCAUCGGACAAGAAGACUGUCUUUAUUUGAAUGUUUUUGUGCCCAAUGGGUUAUUUAAUUCUACUGGUAAAGCGCCCGUGAUGGUUGCCAUUCAUGGCGGAGGAUACAGAUACGGAUAUGGAAUUGGUUACCAUCCCAGUUUUUUAAUGGACUCUGAUAUAAUUUUAGUAACGCUGAAUUUUCGAAUGGGAGCAUUAGGUUUCUUUGGUUUGAACAACGACCAAAUAAGUGGUAAUUUUGGUAUGAAAGAUCAAGUUUUAGCAUUGCAAUGGGUUAGAAAAAAUAUAGCAAGAUUUGGAGGUGACCCUAAUCAAGUAACAUUGAUGGGGCAGAGUACAGGAGCAGCUUGUGUACAUUUACACAUGUUCUCUCCGCUUAGCAAAGGACUUUUUCACAGAGGUAUUAUGCAAAGUGGUACCGCAUUUUCUACCUGGUCGCAUUUCGCUACAGGAAAUGGUGAGUUGAUGUCUAGGGCUUUCUUGAUAAUCACCGGAUGCCAGCGUGAAAACGCGACGAAAAUUUUGAAAUGUUUGCAACGUUUACCAAUUGAAGAUUUCAUAUAUUUGGAAAAUAAAUUACGUAUUGCGUAUGACGAACCAAGAAUCUUAUUCAAGCCUAUGAUCGAGACAAAUGUCAAAGAUGGGCCAUUCUUGACUAAGAGACCCUCCAAAAACACGUAUCUAACCAACGUUCCGUGGAUCACAGGCAUAAAUUCGGGCGAAGGUGGCGUCAAAAUUAUAAAAUAUUUGAGACAUAAUGACGACUCAUUGACGAAGAUCGUGAACAAAGAUUUAUACCGUUUCCUACCACUGAUAAAUGGAUACGUAUACACAGCAGAUCCUGAAGAUAUGGACAACAUAACGCAACAAGUCUCUGAUUUUUAUUUUGGAAAUGAAGACAUAGGAUCUGAUACAGCGACGAAGUUUGUCGAUAUGAUCACAGAUUCCACUUUUUUGUUACCUACAGUAAAAGCUGUGCAGUCUACACGUGAUCGAAAGUACGUGUAUCUGUUUGAUCAUAAAAGAGCAGAUUCAUUACCACGCCUUGCGGGUUUGACCAUGGAUCUUGGUGUAAGCCAUUCCGACGAGCUAGCUUUACUGUUUGGUAAUGCAAAUUCUCCAGGCAACUGGACAUCUCAAGAUGUGAAAGUAUCAGAAGCUAUGUUGUCAUUUUGGAGUAAUUUCAUCAGCACUGGUGACCCCAACGGAGAUUCGAAAAUGAAGACAUGGAAACCAGUGGAAACUGAUGAUGUUGAAUAUUUACUCAUUGAUAGCGAAUCAAUAACCAUGGAAAAAAAUUUACUCAAAGAUAGAUUUGAUUUCUGGAAAAAUUUGCCCACGGGAUGGAAAUAUGACUAAGAUCUCAUUAGCUACAGAUGAAACAAAUACCUACUUCCUAUACUUUACUUACCUACAUGAAUUUGCAUACAUAUUACUUGUGUUCCCAGAAUAUUUAUUUAAAUAUUAUUUUGUGUGAUUUUUUUUCUCAUCAACAUGAAUUUUCUA